AUGUCCAGUGGCCGCUUCCUCCCCUUGUCGACGCUGUUGCUGGCGGCGUGGGCGAACCUCGGGGCCGCCGACGACACCAUUACCAGCGGGAAGAUCAAGGUGCAGCUGUAUGCCGCGCCUUCGUUUCUUAGCGAGGUGUCUGUAGACGCGUAUAAUAAUCAGUGUUUGUCGCUGGAUAAUAACUUAAUCGACGGCCGCGUGCAAUCUAUCCUAGUCGGCGGCCACGACGUCGCCAGUGUGCUUGCGAGAGACGACUUCUGGACUUGUAGAUUCUACGAUAACUACGACUGCGAGGGCGACAAGGACAUGGAUCAGUACCUAAUGAUCGCAGACGGCGCGAAUAACCUCGGUAGCAUUGGCUGGGGCACAAAUAUCCAUGGCUUGAAGUGUCGAAACAUGGAUAGCCACGACGAUUGA
Molecule: messenger RNA, 417 nt
Organism: Pyrenophora tritici-repentis Pt-1C-BFP
Lineage: Eukaryota; Fungi; Ascomycota; Dothideomycetes; Pleosporales; Pleosporaceae
Source: RefSeq, a predicted model, not a curated record